Messenger RNA from Orbicella faveolata, 802 nucleotides. RefSeq names its product cholinesterase-like. The record is from RefSeq and is a predicted model, not a curated record. Gene Ontology annotation, molecular function: carboxylic ester hydrolase activity. NCBI's taxonomy places the organism in Eukaryota, Metazoa, Cnidaria, Anthozoa, Scleractinia, Merulinidae.
GAUAUCGCUCAGGAAAUACUAGGAGAUAAUCAUGAUGUCUAUUUUCCUUUCAAUGUUAAACAGGGAGGACGACCACCUUAUGUAUAUGUGUUCGAUCACAGACCAGUCUAUUCACGCAUACCUGACUGGACGGGCGUGGUGCAUGCUAUGGACGUUGGAUUUGUGUUUGGUGCACCUUUCAAGAACAUACAAGACCCAUUUGUAAAUAUGAUGGCGAUGAAGUACUCGGAGAUAGAAAAGGGGCUGAGCCUUUAUAUUAUGAAACUGUGGACGGACUUUGCCAAAUAUGGGUCACCAAAUCCACCAGAAUCUGGUCCUUUGCCAGUCACGUGGCCUAAGUUUACAGAACAGGAGCAGGAAUAUCUCGUCCUGGAUGUGAAACCGAGAGUGGAGAGCAGGUACCAAGCCGAAAAAAUUGCAUUUUGGAACGAAGUUCUUCCUAAACUGGCCGAGGUUUUGCAAACGAAGAAAAAGAAAAAUGGCGAGGAGACGCCAAAGGAUGAGCUGUAAACACACACGAAAACGUUGCAGUGGAAUUCCCUUUAUUUGCACCUAUAUUUACAUUUUAUAUCUAUCUUUUACAUUGAAUGAGUAAACCUUCUUUCUCUCUCCAGGUCCCUUUCCCUUACCAACGUUUUUUCUUGACCGCCGUGUAAGACAUUAGGGAGCUUAAGUAACGACGACGUCGACGCCGAGGACAACGCCUAGUAAAAAAUGAAUUUAUAUUUUACCAGCGAAAUUCGCUAUUGUCUCGAUCUGUUUGGUGCGCCAAUGGCUCUAAAAAUGUGCUCAAGCUAAAUAU